AUGGCUCUGAGUCCAAGGGCUAGCCUGGUCCUCUGUGAAGACCCAAAGAAUGCACCCAGUCUCAAGUCCACUGGGGCCCCAGGUUUAGGCUCUGGCACCAUCUCUGGGCCAACCCCAGACACAGACCUGGUUCCUAUCUUGAAUCUACCCCUGACUCCUGGAGUGGCUCUUGUUCCAGCCCUUAAUCACAUUCUGAGCCCUGUCUCCAAGGAGGCCCCUGGCCUGGUGUCUGAUAACAUCCCCAGACCUGAUGACAGCAGGGCCACGGCUCCACCCUCCCUCCAGAUCACCACUUCCCACUCCGGUGAAGCCCUGGGCGUGGAGUUGAACCACAUCUCAAGGCCUAACUCACAGGGAGCCCUACGUCCAGCCUCACACCUCACUCUGAGCCCUGGCUCUACCGAGGCCCGGGGUCUGAGCUCAGACAACCACUCUGCGCUGAAUUCUGAGGAGGCCUUCAGCUCCUACUCAAGCAAGGUUUUUGAUUUGGGUCAGAAUAACUCCAAUCCUUCCAGGUCUGAAUCCAACCCAUUUAUAAAGUCCUAUUCAAGAGAAGCCCUCAUUCUGGGCCACUGCAUCUCCAGGCCAUGCUCAAAAGCGCUCCUUAUUCCAGCCUCAAAGUCUCUGGAUUCCGACUCCAAUCACCCGCUCACUGUGGGCUCCAGAACCAUCUCCAAGUUGGACUGGAGUGUGGCUCCAGGUUCCCGUGGGACCCUAAUCCCAAACACCAAGGACACCAUCACUUUGGUUUCACAUGACAUCUCUGGGUCUGUUUCAAAAGAAGCCUUUGGUACCCCCUGGAACACAAGUUCCAAGGGAAACAUCGAUGUGGCUUUAAAUAGCAAUGCCAGGUCUGAUGUGAACAUGACCGUCACUCAGGCCUCAUGCUUGACCCUGAUUCCUGGCUUCCAGGAUGAUAUUAGCCUGCACUCUCGCAUCCAUGGACCCAACUCUGCCUUUCCUCCAUCUUCGUGCAUGACCCUGAUAGUGGGCUCCAAGGAGAAUCUGAGCCUGGGCUCUAGCCUCAUCUUUAGCGACGUGUCCACCCUGACACUGAGUAGCCAGCCAGAUAAUUCUGAGGGCAACACCACCCCCACCAUGCCCCUGGAGGAAAAUCAGCAGAGCUGGAGGGAAGUGGCCAGUGCUGAGAUAGGACAGUUCCCGCUGGUGUUCCCCACCUGCAGCAGCACCACAGCCUUCCAAAGUGUCCCUGAGCAAGCCUUCAAUGACGUGGCCUCAUGCCUGGUGAACAUGCCAGGGAAGACUGAGGAUGGCAACCAAAUGGCUCUGGUCAAGGAUGUCAUCACCCUCCAGAAGAGUCAGGAGGUGCUGGAAGGCGAAGGAGAGAAGAAGGCCGUGAUGAAGAAGAUGAUGAGGCAGAUCCAGGAGGAGCCGCUGGAUUCCCUCUGCAGCUCUGUCCGCCAGCAGGCCAUGGAGACCCUGACGCAGCUGAGUCACACCCAGCCCGUCCUGGGUGUUCAGGAAAGGUCCGAGCUGGUGAACAUGUGCGUGAAGAGCGUGUUCUCCCUGCCCUCUGUGCAGGCCAUGCAGGAGAGAGACGAGGCCCAGGCUGAGGCCAUACAGAUACUUUACCGUCAGACCUUGGAUGCCCUGCAGACACUACUCAACGCUCUCUUUGUUGAGGACCCCACUCCUUCUGGGCUGAGUAGCAUUUUGGAGCCCCUGGGGCCCUGGAUGAACUCUGGAAAGGCCCAUGAGCGAGCACGCGCUGUGAAGAGCAAUGUCUCUCUGUUGAACCACACACUUCUCACCCUGCCUUUCUUUAUGUCUUCGGGAUUCCCCUCACUGGGGCUUCUGCUGGGGAGACUCAUACUUCGCAUCGGGGAUCCUGAUGAGGACAUUGGCCGGGAGGCUUUGGAUGGUAUCACCAUCCUCUAUACCAUCUUGGAGCUCCAAAAACGAGCCAGAGAUACAAAAGAGACAGACAAGAAGGAGCUGUAUGAGAGCAACAAGCGUUUCCUGGGGCCCUACAACCCUGUCAGCCCAUGCCAGAACAUUCUGCGUGUGAUCGCGGAAUUUGGAGACUUCUUGGGGCCCCAGCAGGUGAAGGACCUGUUGCUAGCAGCCCUGGAAGGGCUGAAAGGCGGCUUGGAGGCAGAGGCCAGAGGCAAGGACUCAGGGGAGAUGAUGCAGCUGGCGUCGGAGGUGAUGCUCAGCUCGGUGCUGGAGUGGUACCGCCACAGAGCGCUGGAGGUGAUCCCAGAAAUCAUGCAGGCCAUCUAUGCGCAGCUGAGCAACAUCCAGGAGCCACGGGCCCGUGAGGUAGCCCUGCUGCCUGUCUCUAUCCUGGCCAGUUCCUUUAUGACCGAGGUCAUUGUGGCCCUGCUCAUGUGCCCCCUCCCACUGGACAGCAAUGGAGCAGAGAUGUGGAGGCAGCUGUUACUGCGCAAGCCCAGCUGCGAUGUCCGGGACCUCCUGGACCUGCUCCUGACCAGUCUGAAGGAGAAGCCUGUCACCAAGAAGGGCAGGGCCUCCAUCGUGCCCCUAGCGGCAGCCAGCGGCCUGUGUGAGCUCCUGUCGGUCAACAGCUGCCUGGGCCGCGUGAGGCGCAUCUACCCGCAGCUGCUCCUGGCCCUGCUCGUUCAGGUCCAUUACCACAUUGGCCUCAACGUGCCUUCCCGCAAGGACGCCAAGAAGGACGCACAGCGCUCCAUCUUCCUGCCUGUGCGCUGGGUGGUCAAAGUGGUGAAAACCCUGCUGCUGAAGAUGGGCUGCUCAUACGAGGCCACCUUUCUGGAUGAGCAGGGCGGCUGGGAGCUCAUGGGGCAGGCGGAGAACCACCACCGAGGAGUGUCCCUGCUGGCAAGGGCCAUGGUGCGCUACUCCUGCCAGGAGCUGUGCCGCAUCCUCUACCUGCUCAUCCCGCUCCUGGAGCGAGGCGACGAGAAGCACAAGAUCACUGCCACGGCCUUCUUCGUGGAGCUCCUCCAGAUGGAGCAGGUGCGGCGGAUUCCCGAGGAGUACUCUUUGGGGAGAAUGGAGGAAGGCCUGAACCACCACAACCCCAUCAUGAAGGUGCUGUCCAUCCGAGGCCUGGUCAUCCUGGCCCACAAGACUGAGAAGACUGCCAAGGUGCAGGCCCUCCUGCCCUCCAUGGUGAAGGGCCUGAAGAGCGUCGACGGGCUGCUGGUGAUGGAGGCGGGACAGAACCUCAAGACCAUCUUCAAGGGGCAGGACCGGAAACUGAAUGACAGCUCGGUCUAUAUGGAGAUGCUGCAGGUCCUGCUGCCACACUUCAGUGACUCACGAGACGACGUGCGCUCCUUCUGCAUCAACCUGUACGGCAAGGUGGUCCAGAAGCUGCGGUCACCCUGCACCCCUGCCGUGGAGGAGCAGCUGACCAGCACCUUGGUGCCCCUGCUGCUGACCAUGCAAGACAGCAACACCAAGGUGGGCCAGUUCUGUGUGAAGACCCUGUUCCGCUGUUCUUACUUCAUGGCUUGGGAGCUGCCCAAGAGAGCAUACAGCCGGAAGCCCUGGGACGGCCAGCAGCAGACGGUGACCAAAAUUUGCAACUACCUUGUGAACACCCACCAAGACAGCGCCUUCACGUUUCUCAGCCAGGGCCUGGAGUACGCCAAGAAUUCCCGGGCCUCCCUCCGGAAGUCCUCAGUCAUGUUCAUAGGGUCCCUGGUCCCCUUCAUGGAUAACAUAAUGACGGAAGAUCGUCUGACUGAAGUGAAAACUGUUCUGGAAAACUUGAGACACGACCCCGACGCAUCAGUGUGCAUCUGUGCGGCCCAGGCCCAGGAAAACAUCCUGGCCAGCUGCUGGCGGAACUCCUGGCCAUAUGGGGACACGUGGGUGUGUGACCCAGCCACCACCCACCGCUGGAGCUCUAGCUGUGAGAACCUGCCCUCUUCCCACCAGCGGCGGUCCUGGAUCAUGCAGGCACUGGGCUCCUGGAAGAUGUCCUUGAAGCAGUGA
This is a messenger RNA of Miniopterus natalensis, 3948 nucleotides long. RefSeq names its product maestro heat like repeat family member 7 (gene MROH7). The record is from RefSeq and is a predicted model, not a curated record. Gene Ontology annotation, cellular component: cytoplasm. Lineage: Eukaryota; Metazoa; Chordata; Mammalia; Chiroptera; Miniopteridae.